This is a messenger RNA of Nematocida ausubeli, 2340 nucleotides long. RefSeq lists its product as uncharacterized. NCBI's taxonomy places the organism in Eukaryota, Fungi, Microsporidia. The transcript has a single exon. The coding region runs from base 1 to 2340 and encodes 779 amino acids. The record is from RefSeq and is a predicted model, not a curated record. Gene Ontology annotation, molecular function: ATP hydrolysis activity; ATP binding.
AUGAAUAAUCAGAACAGUUUAGAAUCAGAAAAACCUACUAGCAUGGAAAGCAGCCAGGGUUCCUCUGCAAAUUCAACAAAUAUAGAAAUGAGUUCUAUUGCAGAGGGAGAGAAGUCUUCCGGCAUUCUUAUGAAGAUGGACAAGUACGAGAGGGUUACAGAAAAGGGAGUGCCUCUUCUCAAAAGAGUUUCUUUUUCUCUGCCAGAGGGGAAAAUGACAGCGCUGCUUGGUCUGAGCGGAGAUGGAAAGUCUACGCUAAUGGACGGAAUGGCAGGGCUGUGCAGUCCCUCGCACAAAACAUACGGAGAGGUGUACGUUAAGGGGAAGAGCGGGGUGCUUGAGAAAAGAAAGGCAGAAGAGUGGUUCAGCCGGGUGAACUACACACAGCAGAGCAUGAUUGAGUACAAAAAGAUCCCAGCGUACGAUGUUCUGUGCUCAAUUGCAAAGUGCUAUGGAAAGAACGAGCAAGAGGUAGACGACUACAUGUCGAUGCUGAGAAUCUCAAAGGUGAAGAAAGUGCAUUUUAACAACCUGUCUGGGGGUGAGCAGAGAAGAGCCAUGGUCAUUGCAGGGCUGCUUGCACAGAAGGACUUGAAUAUAUGGGACGAGCCACUGACAGGGCUAGACUCAGAAAUGGCGCGUGUGAUUCUUUCCAUGAUGAAAAAGUCACAGAGCACAAAUUUGGUGACCGUGCACCAGGUGUCAGAAGACCUGAUGAGGCGGUUUGACCAUGUGAUUCUUAUGCACAAGUCGACUAUUAUAUACUCAGGACCAGCAGAAGAGAUAAAGAAGUACUUCGCAGACAAGGGAAUAGAGUUUCCCGCAGACGCAUUUUAUGUGAACUAUCUGAUGCAGCUCUGUGCAGAGAACAGCGACAAUCACACGGAUAUAAAGAACAUUGAGAUAUUCAACACACUGGCAAAUGAAAUUGUUCACUCGCCAUGUGGAGAGAAAGCUGGAGAAAACAUUAAGUUCCUGCCUCUACAGUUAAAACUAUCCUUCACAGGAAUUAUGGAAAUACUUAAAAGAUCGCUAUAUAUGGAUAGGUUAUUCAAAGGGAGCUCUGUUAUUGGAAACUUACUAUUUCCAUUGUUUUUAACUACAGUAGGAUCGAUUGCUUUCAUUUUAUUUAUAAACCAGGCAUGCGGGCCAAAAGAAAACAGAAGCCCCAUAGAAAAAUACUACUAUUCUGAUCAAGCAUUGUAUUAUCCAAAUGUUCUCUACUUAUUUAAGAAAAAACUAAGUGAGUCGCCAGAUGUGGAUGCACUGUUUCUGAAACAGGUUAGCGCUAUACAUACAGUAGUUGCUAACAUUGGAUGGGUCUCCAUUCUUUCAAAGUUAUUUAACUCUGCUCUCUUUUAUGGAGGAUCUAUUGGCUGUUUAAUGGUUCCAGGCAGCUUCUUGGUUAUAGAGUUCUAUAAGCUAUGCAAAACCAGUAUAGCAGCAAAGCAGUUUAAAGUGGGAGACUUUAUGGGCGCGCAGGUUGUAGAUAUUAUUGUUAGAAAAUCAUUUGUUCUAUGGGUCAUUUUGAUGGCUCUCUAUUUUGUGGUAUAUCGUAUAGUAGAUCCAAAUCUGCUGAGUGCAACUACAAUUGGACACUUGCUUCCUAUGACUAUUUUAGUUUUCUCUGUCUUGCUGAUGGGCCUGCAUGCUGUAAUGCUUCACUAUGCGCCUAUUACACUGAAGCUAUUUGGGCUAUUUUCAGGUUUAUACAUAUUGAUUACACAAGGAAUUCCAGGAAAAUUCUAUAGUAUAGCUAGUACUUUACAAAAUCCAUAUGGGCAUGUACUUAGUAUAGAUGAAUGCAUCAGUAUAUUUACCAAAGAAUCAGUGGAUGAACUGAUCAAAAUGGUAAAAAGCACUGAAAUGAGCGAUGAAAAGAAAAAGUUAGCCAGUUUAGGACUUAACAUAGCAGUUAAAAUGACAAGAUUCUUUAUAGUAUGCGAUCCCUCGCUGUACUUUUCGCAAAUUCUGGCAAAGGUUUCGCUAUACAACAAUAAGAUUACAAUUGACUCAGAAUUAGCAAAAACAAUUAACGCUAAGGUAAUCACCAGAAUUGCUGAGGGAAUAGAGGCCAUGGGUGGGGAAGAAAAUGAAAGUGACCAGGAUCAUAAAUUUAGUACAGAUGGUUCAAUGGGUGCGCAUUUAACAAAAUACUUGAUGACUGCUUGCUUGGACAGAGCGCCAAAUGAGGUGUUUAACAAUUCAGUUUCUCUGAAAAAAAUCUCUCUUUUCCAUAUUGGGUGGAGUGUAUUGAGAUUUUGGCUCUUACCUAUUGCACUAUUAGCACUAACUGGCCUAUACACAUACAGAUUUAUGCUGCCCAAGCUAAGAAACUGA